Molecule: messenger RNA, 3193 nt
Organism: Anopheles coustani
Lineage: Eukaryota; Metazoa; Arthropoda; Insecta; Diptera; Culicidae
Product: nicotinate phosphoribosyltransferase
Exons: 11
Coding region: 703-2988 (761 amino acids)
Biological process (GO): NAD+ biosynthetic process; regulation of transcription by RNA polymerase II
Cellular component (GO): nucleus; chromosome
Molecular function (GO): chromatin insulator sequence binding; zinc ion binding; nicotinate phosphoribosyltransferase activity
Source: RefSeq, a predicted model, not a curated record
UCGAGUCUCUGCAGAUCCGAGAUCGUUUCACUAGGUGCAACCUUCGAACGAAAUCGCGAAAGGAAGCAAACUUUGAAACGAGUUUGAAGCGUCUCGUACGAUUCGGAGCAACGUUCGCGUUACCAAAUAAUCCCAUCUAACGACUGUCGCCUCUAUUUUGUGCUAGAGUGUUUCUUUUUUGUGUCGUGUUUAGUUAAGUUUUGUUACCGUAAAGUGAUCCAAAAAGUGUGAUUAGUGUGAUAAGCGUCAAAGUGGAUUGUUUUGUAACAAACGAUCGUCGAAUUCGUCUCUAGCAUUCAAGUGCUUCGCAUUGUUUUUUUCGUUCUUCUUUCCUGACAACAUCGAACACACAUACCACUAACUUGCUUCCCCUCCCUUGGUACUUCCACUCCGCAUGCUGCUGAUCCAAGAAGGCGCGUAAAACAUUGUCGCAACGAAAGAUCAGCUAAUCGACGACCUUCGGGAAGCUGAAGUGAUUUUACCACAACCCCUCUGUUCGGCCUCGCAAGGGCAAAGAUUUCGGUAGUGUUUUUACGUGACGGUGCAAUAAAGAUUGUGGCAGGAUUUUGGUCCUAAGUAGCCGAGAAGCGUUCGGUGAUCAAACAAUCGGAACACGGUGUAAUCAGACCGCGGUCAAGCAGGCGCACGCCAAAGAUACGAGAUAGCGAAACCCCGUCGUUGCCAGGGAGAGCGCAGGCAGAGAUGGCCACGAUGAACCGAGAGCUGUCGACGGACAGCGCAUUUGCCGCUGGUCGCAACAGUUGGAAUCGCAACUAUCACAACAGCGUCGUGCAGCCACUCCUGACAGAUUUAUAUCAAAUAACGAUGGCCUACGCAUACUGGAAGUCGGGCAAAAUCGACGAUAACGCCGUGUUUGACCUGUUCUUCCGCACGAACCCAUUCCAGGGAGAGUUUACCAUUUUUGCCGGGCUGGAGGAAUGUUUGAAGUUCCUCGACAGCUUUCAUUACUCCGAAACAGACAUCGAGUAUCUUAAGCAUGCCCUACCGCAAGGCAUCGAGGAUGAAUUUUUCGAGUAUUUGAGCCAGCUAACGGCGAAAGAUGUCACACUGUAUGCAAUUGAAGAGGGAUCCGUUGCAUUUCCAAGAGUUCCCCUCAUCAAAGUGGUCGGCCCACUCAUCAUAGUGCAGUUACUCGAAACGACCCUUUUGACUCUGGUGAAUUACGCAAGUUUGAUGGCCACCAACGCCGCCCGAUAUCGCAUGGUUGCUGGGAAGCAUAUUCACCUGCUCGAGUUUGGCCUACGGCGUGCCCAGGGACCGGACGGGGGUCUUUCGGCUUCCAAAUACUCCUACAUCGGUGGUUUCGACGGAACCUCGAACGUUUUGGCUGGCAAACUGUUCAACAUUCCAGUGAAGGGUACGCACGCCCACGCCUACAUCACAUCCUUCACCGGCAUCGAUGAGCUGAAGACGCGCGUCCUGCAGCAUAAAGAAGAUGGCACCACCCGCGAUAUUCUUGAACUUGCCAUGGAGCACCGGUCGAGUCUGGCCAGCGUGCUGGACGUGUCCACCGACGAGAGCAGCGAGGGCGAGCUGGCAGCGAUGGUUUCGUUCGCGAUCGCCUUCCCGGACGGGUUUAUGGCACUAGUCGACACGUACGAUGUCAAGAGCGACAAGCUGGUCGGCACCCCUUCAAGCGAGCUGUGCGAGCCGCUUGACACGGUUGUUUGCGAUCCUUUCUGCGUGGGUCGAUUACACGAGACCAAUGCCGAUGGUGGUGGCGAUGGAGAUGAUCUACAUCCACUGUAUAUGGUGACCACACUGCCGGAAAUACCAGAGGAAGAGUGCAACGGCUGUGGCACCGAAGAGGAGGAGGAACAACAGCAGGACGAGACAGAAGAACAAGCGGCCGAGGAUGAUCAGAAACAGGAGGACCCGGUCGACGAAUUAAGUGAUCAACCACCACCGUCCAUAGUUGUGCAGGAAGAGCACAACGCUCAGGAUGAAGGUAUCGAAGAGGGCGAAUGCACAACACUGGUCAAGGAUAACAAGGAUGAAAACGCAAACAGUGAGGACGUCGAAGAUCAGAAUGCAAUUGCCGUCCCGGCCGAGGCAACUGAAGGGAGCGAUGGCACCGAGGAACCACUGGCCGAACUCGAACCGAUUGACGGCGAUCUUCCCGAGGGCGUCGACGAUGAACAUACGCGGUGUGCAAACUGUGAAGCAUUGAACACGAUGAUCCACCAUCUCCGAUCGGUUGGAAAGUCCUUCAGGAGUGGCCUGUUGAACUUCUGUGCAGUUGCGUUGGCCCUGAACGAUCAAGGAUACCGUGCGAUCGGCAUAAGGAUCGAUUCCGGUGAUUUAGCCUACCUAAGCUGCCUGGCGCGGGAAACGUUUGAGCGGAUUGCGGAGCGCUUCAAGCUGCCCUGGUUCAGCAAGCUGACGAUUGUGGCCUCGAACGACAUCAACGAGGACACCAUACUGAGCCUGAACGAGCAGGGACACAAGAUCGACUGUUUUGGCAUUGGAACGCAUCUCGUUACCUGCCAGCGACAACCCGCCCUUGGGUGCGUCUACAAGAUGGUGGAGAUCAACAACCAGCCACGGAUCAAGCUGAGUCAGGACGUUGGCAAGGUCACGAUGCCGGGCAGCAAGAAUGUGUUCCGAUUGUACGGGGCCGAUGGACAUGCGCUGAUCGAUUUGCUGCAGCGAGUCGACGAGAAUCCGCCCGAGGUAGGUCAGAAGGUCCUGUGUCGCCAUCCAUUCCAGGAGUCAAAGCGUGCGUACGUCAUUCCGACCAACGUCGAGCCAUUGUAUCGGGUGUACUGGACAGAUGGGCGCGUGGCCCAAGUCCUACCCUCGCUGGAGGAAGUUCGCGAGCGAGUUCAGGCGUCUCUGAAAACACUGCGCCAGGAUCACAAGCGUACGCUUAAUCCAACCCCGUACAAGGUGGCCGUGAGCGAUAAUCUGUAUAACUUUAUUCACGAGCUUUGGCUGCAGAACGCUCCGAUCGGUGAGCUCUCAUGAUAAGUCGGACGAGAAACGUGGUACUUUGGCAGCAGCAACUGGAGUGGAUCUCCAUCGAUGUUAACCGAGGAAUGUAUGCUGAUCGAUGGCAUUGGGGCGGUGUUGUUUGUUAGUUUUAACGUGUUUUAUUUUACUAUUUCUUUUACAAUUUGGAUACCAAAAUGAGAUAUUCCUACCGUCAAACGGGUAUGGAAUUCUUCGACUG